GCAACGUUGAAACUGUUUCCGGGUCGGAGCCGGCGCUAUGGCGGCUGACACGCAGGUUUCUGAAACUCUGAAGAGGUUUGCAGUGAAAGUGACCACAUCCAGUGUGAAGGAACGAAGAGAAAUCCUCAAUGAACUUGGAAGAUGCAUCACUGGAAAAGAUCUGCCAGAAGGUGCAGUAAAAGGCCUCUGUAAGCUGUUCUGCCUCACUCUUCAUCGAUACAGAGAUGCAGCAUCCCACAGAGCCCUCCAGUCCGCCCUUCAGCAGCUUGCCGAAUGCCAACCAGAAGCAACCGCAAAGAACCUCCUGCAGUCCCUGCAGUCCUCGGGAAUCAGCAGCAAGGCUGGAGGACCCAGUAAGAGUAAUGGAUCUGCAGCUUCGCUGGCCUUAUCUUGGACUUGUCUGCUUGUUCGCAUAGUCUUCCCCACCCCUGACAAAAGGCAAGGAGACACCUGGGAGAAGCUGGUGGAAGUCCAGUGUGUUCUACUGUUGGAGGUUUUGGGUGGCUCUCGCAAGCCUGUGGUGGACGGGGCUGUAAAGAAACUGAACAGGCUUUGGAAAGAGAACCCUGGGCUUGUGGAUAAGUACCUCUCUGUCAUUCUUGGCCUGGAAGCCAACCAGGGCUAUGCAGCCAUGUUGGGGCUGCUGGUUCAGUUUUGUACCAGCCAGAAAGAACUCGGCAUCAUUAACAGAUACAAGAGCUCCCUCCUUGAUUUCUACAUGAAGACCAUUCUGAUGAGCAAGACAAAGCCUCAGAAGCACCUGCUGGACAACUGUGCUCCUUUGCUCCGAUACGUGUCUCAUACUGAAUUUAAGGACCUAAUGUUACCAGCCUUGCAGAAGUCCCUGCUGCGGAGCCCUGAGAAUGCCAUUGAAACAAUCUCCUGUCUGUUGGCAUCUGUAACCCUGGACCUCAGCCAGUAUGCUCUGGACAUAGUGAAAGGCUUGGCCAGCCAGUUGAAAUCCAACAGUUCCCAGCUGAUGGAUGAGGCUAUAGUUGCAUUAAAGAAUUUGGCUCGGCAAUGCAGUGACCCAGCGACGGUAGAGUCACUCGGGAGGCACCUCUUUGCCAUCCUGGGGGGUGCUGAAGGGAAGCUGACGGUUGUGGCACAGAAGAUCAGUGUCCUCUCAGGGAUUGGCAGCUGUAGCCAUCAUGCAGUUUCUGGGUCAUCCAACCAGGCUUUAAGCACAGCUAUGGCAGAACUUUUCAUCCCAUUUCUACAGCAGGAAGUCCAUGAAGGUACCCUGGUGCAUGCCAUCUCUGUCCUUGCUCUCUGGUGUACCCGUUUCACCACUGAGGUGCCCAAGAAUCUGAUCGAAUGGUUCAAGAAAGCCUUCAGCCUUAAAACCUGUACUUCAGCUGUGAGACAUGCCUAUUUCCAGUGCAUGCUGUCAUCCUUCAAAGGAAAUGUACUUUUUCAGGGACUAGACUUGCUGCCCUUGCUGAUCCAGACAGUCGAGAAAGCAGCGACGCAAAGCACUCAGGUUCCCCUCGUAACGGAAGGCGUUGCAGCAGCUUUGCUGAUUUGCAGGCUCUCUGUGGCUGACACACAAAUAGAAAACAAACUGAAUAGCUUCUGGCAGCUGAUUCUGGAUGAGAAAAAGCAGAUUUUCACUUCAGAGAAAUUCCUGCAAUCUGCAUCAGAGGAAGCGAUGUGUACUGUCCUACAGCUGACAGAGCGCCUCCUCUUGGACCAUGAGCAUCGGCUGCCUGGUGCUAAAGUCCAGCAGUAUCACAAAGCCCUGGCCGCAGUCCUUCUCAGCCGGCCGUGGUGUGUCCGGAGGCUUGCCCAGCAGACUGCAAGAAAACUCUUGGCCUUGCCCGGGGGUUUCACGUUGGCUUACGGGCUCUUAGAAGAGCUGAAAGCAGUUCUCAGUUCUCAUAAGGUGCUUCCAGCCGAGGCACUGGUGACGGAGUCUGGAGAGCUGUCUGAACAGGGGAGAACAUACAUUCCCCCUCGAGUCCUUCAGGAAAUGUUGUGUGUGGUCUCGUCCGUGGCAGGGCUGGACGCAGAUCCCGAGGAGAAGGAAAAGCUGGCCUUGGAGAUGCUGCUUGUAAGCAAUCACCCUUCCUUAGGGCAGUCCGGUCUCUGGCCAGGCCUCCUGGUCAAGAUGAAGCUCAACCCUGAAGAUUUCAUCACCCAACAUGUAGGAAGCAUUUUUGGCAGAAUCGUCGCUCAAAGACCCAUGAAUAAGUCCUCUCUGAAUGCAGUGGGCAUGCUCUCCUCCCUGUCUCCCGGCAGGGUGCUCCCUCAAGUGAUCAGCACCAUUUCCACCUCUCUGGAAAACCCUGCUCUGGGUCAGGUGACACUGGAGGAGUUUGCCAUCAUGAAGACCCCUGAAGGGGAGCUGUAUGACAAAUCCAUUCUGCAAAGUGCACAGCAAGACAGCCUGAAAAAGGCCAACAUGAAACGGGAAAACAAGGCUUAUUCUUUCAAGGAACAGAUCAUUGAGCUGGAGCUGAAGGAGGAGAUAAAGAAGAAGAAAGGAAUUAAGGAAGAGGUCCAACUAACGAGCAAACAGAAGGAGAUGCUGAAUGCCCAGCUGGAAAAGGAAUCUCGUACCAGGAAGCAACUGAAAGAGCUUGAUGAUGAAUUGGAAUCCAUGCUGGGUCUUCUAGAUGCCGUUCUAAAGAGGAACCCACCUGGUCUCUCUCAGUACAUCCCUGCUCUCGUUGGCUCCUUCCUGCCUCUCUUAAAAUCCCCACUGGCUGCUCCGCGGAUUAAGACUCCUUUCCUUUCUUUGGCGUCCUGCGUGAUGCCUGCUCACUUGAAGACUUUUGGUACCUUAGUGAGUCAUGUGACUCUGCGGUUGAUGAAACCAGAAUGCGAUUUGGAUGAAUCCUGGUGCCAGGAAGACCUGCCCACCGCUGUCCAUCGAGUGGCUAACUUGCUCCAUGCAAACACUGUUCGUGGCCGGAUGAGCAAGGGGGAGGCUGCGGGCCCUGUGCCAUUAUCAGCUCCAGCAUUUUCCUUAGUUUUUCCUCUCCUAAAGAUGGUGUUGCUGGAAACUCCCAAUGAUAGUGAAGAGAAGGAAGAACUUCUGGUCAAGGUCCUGCAGACCAUCACAGUACAUGCACAACUUCGGUCAUCUACAAAUAACCAGAGUUUGCUGGUCGAUGAGAAUGGUCCUGAAUUACUGCCUCGUACAGACAUGCUGCUGCUCCUGACCAAAGUGAUUGGAACCGGCUCUCCACGACUGCAGGUUUUGGCUUCAAAUGCACUGACAGCUUUGUGCGCCAGCAGUAGCGGAGAGGAUGGUUGUGCCUAUGCAGAGCAAGAGGAAAUAGAUGUGUUACUCCAAGCCCUUCAGUCUCCGUGCAUGAACGUUCGUGAUGCAGCUCUCCGGGGAUUGAUGGAGUUACAGAUGGUGCUGCCAACUCCAGAUAGUGAUGAGAAGAACGGGCUGAACCUCUUGCGCCGUCUCUGGGUGGUGAACUUUGACAAGGAAGAAGAAAUUCGAAAGUUGGCAGAGAGGCUGUGGGAGUCGAUGGGGCUGGAGCUGCAGGCGGAUAUCUGCUCGGUGUUGAUCAAAGAUGUCAUCCACUACGAGGAAGCCGUGCGGCAGGCAGGUGCUGAGGCGCUUUCCAAGAGCGUUGAACAGUACCGAAGCCAAACGAGGGAUGUCAUGACCAAACUGAUGGAGAUUUAUCAGGAGAAACUCUAUAGGCCUCCUCCAGUUCUGGAUGCUCUUGGACGUGUGAUAUCUGAAUCGCCACCUGACCAGUGGGAAGCUAGGUGUGGCAUUGCUUUGGCCCUGAACAAACUUUCUCAGCAUCUGGAUAGCUCACAGGUGAAGCCUCUUUUCCAAUUCUUUGUCCCUGAUGCCCUUAAUGAUCGCAAUCCUGAGGUCCGAAAAUGUAUGCUGGAUGCAGCCCUCUCUGCGCUCAAUACCCAUGGCAAGGACAGUGUUAACUCCCUGUUGCCAGUUUUCGAGGAGUUCCUGAAGAACGCGCCAAAUGAUGCCAGCUAUGAUGCCGUCAGGCAGAGCGUGGUCAUUCUGAUGGGGUCUCUGGCCAAACAUUUGGACAAGAGUGAUCCUAAAGUGAAACCAAUCGUUGCAAAACUGAUAGCAGCACUCUCCACUCCAUCCCAACAGGUUCAGGAGUCUGUGGCCGGCUGCCUGCCGCCACUUGUGCCUGCGAUCAAAGAAGAUGCAGGAGGAAUGAUCCAGAAACUGAUGCAGCUGCUGCUGGAAUCGGAUAAGUACGCUGAAAGGAAAGGGGCCGCCUACGGGCUAGCCGGCCUGGUGAAAGGCCUCGGCAUCCUCUCACUGAAGCAGCAGGAGAUGAUGGCCACUCUGACCGACGCCAUCCAGGACAAGAAGAACUUCCGGCGGCGAGAAGGGGCCUUGUUUGCCUUUGAGAUGCUCUGCACCAUGCUUGGGAAGCUCUUUGAGCCCUACGUGGUUCAUGUGUUACCCCACUUGCUGCUCUGCUUUGGAGAUGGAAAUCAGUACGUCCGAGAGGCUGCAGAUGACUGUGCCAAAGCAGUGAUGAGCAACCUGAGUGCCCACGGCGUGAAGCUGGUCCUGCCCUCAUUGUUGGCUGCUCUAGAGGAGGAGUCCUGGAGAACCAAAGCUGGCUCUGUGGAAUUGCUUGGGGCCAUGGCCUACUGUGCUCCCAAGCAGCUCUCGUCCUGUUUGCCAAACAUUGUGCCAAAACUUACCGAAGUCCUCACAGACUCCCAUGUGAAGGUCCAGAAGGCGGGGCAGCAGGCGCUCCGGCAGAUCGGGUCGGUUAUCAGAAAUCCUGAGAUUUUAGCAAUUGCGCCAGUUCUCCUGGACGCCUUGACAGAUCCCUCCAGGAAGACUCAGAAAUGUCUACAGACUCUGCUGGACACCAAAUUCGUUCAUUUCAUCGAUGCACCUUCUCUAGCCCUCAUCAUGCCUAUCGUCCAGAGAGCUUUCCAAGAUCGCUCCACAGACACCAGGAAGAUGGCAGCCCAGAUCAUUGGGAAUAUGUAUUCACUGACUGAUCAGAAGGAUCUGGCUCCUUAUUUGCCCAGUGUGACUCCUGGACUGAAAGCAUCUUUGUUGGACCCUGUGCCUGAGGUGCGCACGGUGUCUGCAAAGGCACUGGGGGCGAUGGUGAAGGGGAUGGGCGAGUCCUGCUUUGAGGACUUGCUGCCAUGGUUGAUGGAGACCCUGACCUAUGAGCAGAGCUCGGUGGAUCGAUCUGGUGCUGCACAAGGUCUGGCUGAAGUCAUGGCAGGCUUGGGGGUAGAGAAGCUGGAGAAACUUAUGCCAGAAAUUGUGGCUACAGCAAGCAAAGUGGAUAUUGCUCCGCAUGUCCGGGAUGGUUAUAUUAUGAUGUUCAACUACUUGCCCAUUACCUUUGGGGAGAAAUUUAUACCUUAUGUUGGACCCAUCAUACCCUGUAUCCUUAAGGCACUGGCAGAUGAGAAUGAAUUCGUGCGAGACACAGCCUUGCGUGCUGGACAGAGGAUUAUAAGCAUGUAUGCCGAGACGGCCAUUGCGCUGCUGCUGCCUCAGCUGGAGCAGGGGCUCUUCGACGACCUUUGGCGGAUCAGGUUUAGCUCCGUUCAGUUGCUUGGAGACCUCCUGUUCCACAUCUCGGGAGUCACAGGAAAAAUGACCACAGAAACGGCCUCCGAAGAUGACAACUUUGGCACAGCCCAGUCCAAUAAAGCCAUCAUUCAUGUGCUUGGCGUGGAGCGGAGGAACAGAGUCUUGGCAGGGCUGUACAUGGGCCGCUCAGAUACCCAGCUGGUUGUUCGCCAAGCAUCCUUGCACGUUUGGAAGAUUGUCGUCUCAAACACGCCCCGCACGCUCCGGGAGAUCCUGCCAACGCUCUUUGGCCUCCUUUUGGGAUUCUUGGCCAGUACUUGUGCGGACAAGAGAACAAUUGCAGCACGGACACUGGGAGACCUUGUCCGGAAGCUGGGCGAAAAGAUCCUCCCAGAAAUCAUCCCCAUUUUGGAAGAAGGCCUGAGGUCUGAGAAGAGUGACAAGAGGCAAGGGGUCUGCAUUGGGCUGAGUGAGAUCAUGAAGUCCACCAGCAGGGAUGCCGUGCUGUGCUUCUCCGAGUCCUUGGUCCCGACAGUGAGGAAGGCUCUAUGUGACCCUCUAGAGGAGGUUAGAGAAGCAGCAGCCAAAACAUUUGAACAGCUGCAUUCAACCAUUGGAUAUCAGGCUCUUGAAGACAUCCUGCCCUUCUUGCUGAAGCAGCUGGAUGACAAAGAGACAUCUGAGUUUGCUCUGGAUGGCCUUAAGCAGGUUAUGGCCGUGAAGAGCCGAGUGGUGUUGCCUUACCUGGUGCCAAAGCUCAUUUCCCCUCCCGUGAACACCAGAGUCCUGGCCUUCCUCUCAGCGGUGGCUGGGGAUGCUCUCACCCGGCACCUCAGCGUCAUCUUGCCUGCCAUGAUGUCAGCACUGAAGGAGAAGCUUGGGACAGGUGACGAACAGCAGGAGAUGGCCAAUUGCCAGGCCGUCACCCUGUCUGUGGAAGACGAGGCUGGGCAGAGGAUCAUCAUCGAAGACCUGCUGGAGGCGACGCGCAGCCCUGAGGUGGGGCUGCGACAGGCGGCAGCGGUCAUCCUGAACAUCUACUGCUCCAAGACCAGGGCAGACUACACGGCCCAUCUGCGGAACCUGGUUUCGGGCUUGAUCCAGCUCUUCAAUGACACCAACCCCAUGGUCCUGAACGAAAGCUGGGAUGCUCUCAGUGCCAUCACCAAGAAAUUGGAUGCUGGAAACCAGCUGGCUCUUAUUGAGGAUCUCCACAGGGAUAUUCGCAUGGUGGGGAACGAGGCCACCGGAGAGCACGUGCCUGGGUUCUGCAUUCCCAAGAAGGGAGUGACUUCCAUUCUUCCCGUGCUGCGGGAGGGCGUUCUGACGGGCAGCUCAGAGCAGAAGGAAGAAGCCGCCAAGGCUUUGGGGCUCGUGAUUAAACUGACCUCCGCAGAUGCCCUGAAACCUUCGGUUGUGAGCAUUACGGGACCGCUCAUCCGCAUUCUGGGAGACAGGUUCAGCUGGAACGUCAAGGUGGCUCUGCUUGAAACCCUCAGCCUUCUGCUGGCCAAGGUGGGCAUUGCCUUGAAGCCCUUCUUACCUCAGCUACAAACGACCUUCACAAAAGCCCUGCAAGACCCCAACCGGGUGGUCCGUCUCAAGGCUGCAGAUGCGCUCGGCAAGCUGAUUACCAUCCAUGCCAAGGUCGAUCCGCUCUUUACAGAACUAUUGAACGGCAUCCGCACCAGCGAGGAUUCUGGCGUCAGGCAGCUUUAUAACCUCUGCCAGAUAAAAGCCAUCAGUACAGAGUUUGGCUUUCAGGAUGCCACCCGCACGGCCUCAGCCGGCUGCCUGGGGGAGCUGUGUGCCUUUCUGACCGAAGAAGAACUUAGCCACGUUCUCCUCAACCAUUUAUUAGCUGAUGUCUCUGGCAUCGACUGGAUGGUGAGGCACGGGCGCAGCCUGGCGCUUUCUGUGGCCGUCAGUGUGGCUCCUGGCAAAGUGUGUGACCCCAAAUACUUUAACAGUGUCCAUGAAAUGAUCUUCAGCAACGCCACUGCCGACCGGAUCCCAAUUGCUAUCAGCGGCGUCAGAGGGAUGGGCUUCCUCAUGAAGCACCACAUAGAGGCCAGUGCAGGAAACUUGCCACCCAAACUCUCCAGCCUCUUCAUCAAGUGUCUCCAAAAUCCAUCCAGCGAUAUAAAAUUAGUUGCAGAAAAGAUGAUCUGGUGGGCAAAUAAAACCCCCCUCCCUCCCCUGGACCCACAGACUGCUAAGCCUAUCCUCAAGGCCCUUCUGGACAACACAAAAGACAAGAACACCAGCGUGAGGGCCUACAGUGACCAAGCCAUUGUUAACCUCCUGAAGAUGAGAGAAGGCGAGGAAGUACUUCAGUCCAUCUCCAAGAUCCUAGACGCUGCCAGCUUGGAACUGCUGAACGAGAGUUGCCGGCGAUCUCUGAAGAAGCUCGCCAGUCAAGCUGACUCUGUCGAACAGAUUGAUGACACUAUCCUGACGUGAUUUGGGAGAUGCAGAAGGGAAAGGUGGCCCCUGGGGGCACAUCACCGCAUCAGCAUUUCAACCCGAAGCCAAUGGAAAUGUUUUCAUUUUUGAAAAUGCUAAUUCUGAUGGAAGCUGACGAAAAGGGCUUCCAGAGUAUUUUAAUACAAGAAAUAUACCAGAAUAGCCUUACUUAAAGUUCUGUUAGUUUUCAAAAAGUAAAUUCAGAAUUUGCCCCUUCUCCCCCUUUGUUUUGGAAUACAGAAUGCAGAGCAAAGACAGAGAAUCCUAUCAGUUGGUGAUAAAUGUUUGGUAGCUGCUGCUGCUGCUGCGGUGAAUUUCCUCCCAUGUGUUACAGGAGCCAUUUCCACUCGACGUGUGUGUGUGUGUGUCUCCAUGAGGAUUAGAACUCACAGAAAGCCAAGCGGCGGUGUUUUGAUGUACUGCUGAUUUGCUAACUCUUACGGUCUUGAACGCUGUAAGUGAAACUAUUUGAAGAGCCUUAGCAUUAGAGGGAGGUGGAAAGCAGGCUGUUUCAAUGGCAGUUUAAUUAAUA
Molecule: messenger RNA, 8525 nt
Organism: Gekko japonicus
Lineage: Eukaryota; Metazoa; Chordata; Lepidosauria; Squamata; Gekkonidae
Gene: GCN1
Product: GCN1, eIF2 alpha kinase activator homolog
Exons: 58
Coding region: 38-7990 (2650 amino acids)
Biological process (GO): cellular response to amino acid starvation; regulation of translation
Cellular component (GO): cytosol
Molecular function (GO): protein kinase regulator activity
Source: RefSeq, a predicted model, not a curated record